AUGACCAGGAAACAACAGGACCCAACUGUGGAGGAUGGCAGAAGUAGAAAAAGGGCUCUGAAACCAGUUGUGGAAAAGAAAAGAAGAGAUCGAAUAAAUCAAAGUCUGGCUAAACUGAGAAGUCUGCUGCUGAAUCGUACUUCAGAUCCACGUCUGCAGAACCCUAAGAUUGAGAAAGCAGAGAUUCUUGACUUGGCUGUGGAGUAUCUUCAAAAGUGGACAGAAGGGAGGAAUCUGAGCAACGUUGUCUCAAACUUUACUGACGGUCAAAUGAAGACUCUCACUCCUGUGGCAGACCCUCAUCACUCAGAGUCCAGAGCUCCUUUGCUCUGUAACAUAGAGAGCGCAGGUUUUCAGCAGUGUGUGGCCCAGCUGAGCAGCUACAUGCACAAAAUAACAUCGACACAGAGGACGAGCCUGAUCGAGGGCCUGAAGCUUCACAGAGAGAACCAACAGACAAGCAGGACGGAGGCAGACCUCAGCCACGACGUGACAGACAUGACCAAAGGGUCGGAGGAAACAUCUAUGGAUUCAAUUUGCACAUCUGAGAGGAGAGACGAUUCCACCAAGCUGCUGUUUCCAUCUCACUCUCCGUUUCAGCCCCACUCGUGCUCCACACCGUGCCACGACUAUCUGUCCCCUCCUCCCUCUCCCUGGCUCUCUCCGUCGUUCUCCACAUACGCCACCUCUCCUCCUUUCCCGUCAUUUACCUCUCACUUCUCCUUCCCCUCCAGCCUGUCACCUCUGUCCUCCAACACCUCUUUCUUUAGUUUCUCGCCCACAGUCCCUCACCCUGGCCCACCUGUUGGCCACUGCCCCCAUCUCACCACACUCAGACCCCCCACACACCCAGCAGCGAGGGAGGGGUCACCGCCCGACUCUCCCUCAGCCAUGUGGAGACCUUGGUUCUGUUGA
This is a messenger RNA of Labrus bergylta (ballan wrasse), 915 nucleotides long. RefSeq names its product hairy-related 11 (gene her11). The record is from RefSeq and is a predicted model, not a curated record. Gene Ontology annotation, biological process: regulation of neurogenesis; regulation of transcription by RNA polymerase II; anterior/posterior pattern specification. Gene Ontology annotation, molecular function: protein dimerization activity; RNA polymerase II cis-regulatory region sequence-specific DNA binding; DNA-binding transcription factor activity, RNA polymerase II-specific. NCBI's taxonomy places the organism in Eukaryota, Metazoa, Chordata, Actinopteri, Labriformes, Labridae. Gene Ontology annotation, cellular component: nucleus.